AUGCAGGCUAUACCAAGUCCAGUCCCAUGGCUUCUGCCGCCCUGUUCGUCCUCCGCUAAUCUGGAUUGCGUGCCCCAGCUCAUUGCAAGCGGCACUGCGGUCGCUGCAGCGACUACCGGCUUCGUCUUUGGACAAUUGGCAGAUGGUCACCUUGCGGAUCCAGAGUCAUUUACAAAGCGGAAGUCGUUCCUUGCCACAGACUCCACCUUCAGGCCUGAGUCAACACAAAAGACCGGAGAAAAGCGCUCCGCCCCGGCAGACACUGCGGGCGCCGAGGUCUUGCCAUCGCCAUUGCUGUCGUCGCCAGCACAGGCCGCUGUCGAGAAGCGGCACUCAUCAACACAACCCACUGACCCCUCCCCUCCACGACUACCGCGCCAGUCCUCCGAUACUCGGGUCACCCCUCCACGGUCUUCCAGUCGUCGCCCCCCGACAACAGGUUCAAGACUGGCUGCAGAGGCAGGCUCAGCCGAACCGCGAGACUCACUCUCUUCCAACGGGUCUUGGCUCCGCCGCAUACCCUUGCGUCCUCUGUCACAGCACGGCAGCUUGCGUUCCAGCGUCGGCCCAGACUCGAGCUCGAUAGCAUUCUCGUACGCCUCAGGUGCCCCGAUAUUGGCUACCCCUAGGCACCAAGCUGUCGUUCUUCCCCCAAAUAAGCUUGUGAAGAGAGCGUCUGCUGCCAAUAGCGCGGAUCCCAUCGCUGUCGUUCAGUUAGGGUCCCGGCCUCAGCUAACACUGCGGCGGCCGGCGACAAGCCACCAACGCUCAGCUACCUUACAGCAGCAGAUCGAUGUGGAAGCGUUGUCGGCAUCGCUUAAUCAGGCCUCGCUCGACUGCCAGACCAGACCACGUGCACAGACGUUGGCCAUCUCCCAGCAGGACUGUGCUGAGGGCAUCCCAACCGAGGUUCCCUCUUGGAAGUCCUUCUGGCACGUACGCAUCGGACGCCAAGCACCAAAAGGCUCGCCCUUCCGGUCGAACGAAGGGGCCAGGGUGCACGGCACCAAGCGCGUCUGCCUCGAAGAAAACAAGCCCUCUUACGUCUACCUGGUGAAACCGAAGACAGUAAUGACGACAACUGAACAGCCUGUUCCGCUCGAGGACACGCUCCCCCAACCGGUCACAGAUGCCAGCCCAUCAGCCUCCAACAAGUCAAGUGUGUCACCGGAAGCGACGCCAUCAAGGGCUCCUCGACGCUCAACGUCGUUGAAUUUCUCUUCUCCGACAAGCUGGAUAUCCAAGACCGGCAGCAUUCGGCGACGGAAGCGUGGAGACCCCGCCCCUGGUGGAAAGAGGGCUGUGUCUGGACCAAUGGAUCAGACGACUGAGCCCGCACUCCCGAAGGAGGAAAACGUUGCUCUGGACUCAUCACCCAAGGACAGGCAGACAAGUCGAGCGGAGGCGGACCUGACUGCCAUCUUCAGACCCCCAAGAAGCCGCCAGGGCUCUGUGUCCCCAUUGCCGCCUCCUUCGCGGAGCUCCAGCCAGCGUAAUUAUCGGCCAGCUGAAUUGGCUGAAAGCCCCAUGCAAGUCGACGGCUUGGUUGCGGCAAACAACUCAGUCAUGCGCAUCGAUUCACGUACGUCCCAGUCUCGUUCACAUGAUCGCGCCUCGACAGUUGCUAGUUCUGAGUAUUACCGAGGCUUCACGUCGGGCGACGAUGACGAUACGGACAUAAAGACAGAUACGCCUUUCGACUCCUUCCGCACCAUGGCUUCAACUAGCCUCGCAAAUAAACCCAAGAGACUCUCCAUCCAAGAGAUCCUUGGCUUCCCUUAUGAGGACGGUGGUAGGAUUAUUGAGGAGGACGAGAGUGUCCCAACGCCAAUCCGUGCAAACCACACGGCGAAGCAGAAUGGGGUCCACGGAGCACUUGAUGAUCUCACUAAUGAUGACAUGGACAAAAACUUCCGAGUGUCCUUUGACGAUGAUGAUGACCUUGAAUGGGCCCAAGAAGACGAAACGCAUGUGUACACUAAUCUUUCUCCCCCGAGUUCGACGAACUCGAGACGUGCGAGCCCGAGCUUGCGGAUGGCAUUGGCGGCUAUCGAUGGAAACUCGCCACACGAAGGACCUCACGGCAAUUCGGGUGAGCGACCACGCAGCACAGUUUUCGACUGGGUGGAGCAGCAGCCCCACGAGCAGCAUUUUGGGGAGAGCCAAACCUUGCGGCCAAAGACCGCUUAUGGCAAGAAGGACCGCGAUAUCCGAGGUGGCCGUUCUGCAAGCCGGAAAGCCCCAACCGCAGCACACAUUCGCAGCCAAAGCGUACCUGUAGUGCAAGAUCAGCCGGAGGCGACAAAGCCAACACCGAGAUUCGGCACUUGGGGUCUCGGCAGCAAAAACGUUAGCGAGGACUGGGAUGCCGACUUCGAGUUCGAUGAGGCCAUCCCAGAAGAUCCUGCGGAGACGGCACAAACGAACCGAUUGUCCAUGGUCGUUCCUCCGUCGAUCCAGGCGACACAGCAUACGCUUAAAGCUCAUUCAGGGCAGAUCAGAGAACUUUCACUUUUGGUCAAUGACCUGAAGCGUCUCUGCCGGCUGGGACGAGAAAUGCAGAUGAUGAACGGUACUUCCAAGUUGCUGUGGCUGGAGGCCGAAGAUGUCAUUGCUUUGGCUUCACCCGACGAGGAUGAAGAGUCUGAAUUGGCGGACGGCCCCACAAAGGAUGAGGAGAACAACCGGCACGACCGUCAGAGUAUUAUCACAGAUGAGCGCUUCACGGCCCAGGGUUUUGAUGGCAGUUCUCUCGACGCCACUCACAAUCAGCCUAAUCACGCUGGCAGACAAGUUGGCCAUGAAGGGGCGCAUCCUACGGCGCGACGGAGAUCGGUCUUCUCUCCCGAGGACGACAUUUUUGGGACAUGGGAUCAUUUGGCCGAGCCUGACUCGCGACCCAGGACGCCAGAGAACCGAAGCUCCAUUCCCAAACCUUCGACUGCCACAAAAGCAGUGAUCGAGGCCAUGCGCGCACGGACGAAGCAGAGGGUGCCCGACGCCCAAGUUGGGGCUGACAGUGAACUCAGCUCGCGGCUCAAUUUUGAUACAAAUAGCUUGAAGGACCUUGUCAAGCGAGCAAGCGAACUUCGCGAUGCCCUGUCUGACCUGGUUCGCGCGGCGGAUUGCAUCGCACCAAGCCCAGCCCGUACACCAAGACGUAGCGACAGACCUGACGGCAGCCCGGCCUUUACCCGGGUCUUUGACGAGCCGAACCCAAGUCCCUCACGUAGACCCCCACUACCUCAUGCCAGCACGACUUCCUCCUUCAAUAGCAGCUCACUCAGCACAUCGCCCACGAGUGGACUGAGCCAGAGGCUCCACAUGAUGACCGUCGGCUAG
Molecule: messenger RNA, 3342 nt
Organism: Microdochium trichocladiopsis
Lineage: Eukaryota; Fungi; Ascomycota; Sordariomycetes; Xylariales; Microdochiaceae
Exons: 3
Coding region: 1-3342 (1113 amino acids)
Biological process (GO): regulation of mitotic cytokinesis
Molecular function (GO): GTPase activator activity
Source: RefSeq, a predicted model, not a curated record